Molecule: messenger RNA, 6150 nt
Organism: Scleropages formosus (Asian bonytongue)
Lineage: Eukaryota; Metazoa; Chordata; Actinopteri; Osteoglossiformes; Osteoglossidae
Gene: grin2bb
Product: glutamate receptor, ionotropic, N-methyl D-aspartate 2B, genome duplicate b
Exons: 15
Coding region: 353-5674 (1773 amino acids)
Biological process (GO): monoatomic ion transport
Cellular component (GO): membrane
Molecular function (GO): ligand-gated monoatomic ion channel activity; signaling receptor activity
Source: RefSeq, a predicted model, not a curated record
UAUACGCAUAUUUCCGUCAGUGAUAGAGGAAGCACACUCUGUUUUUUUCUAAAGCGUUUUUCCCAUUACUUUAAUUCGGGCAGAACUGUGGACAUCCUUCCCACAUUGUUCCAUCUGUUCUGUUUUUAAGAAACAUUAAUGUGAAUGUAAGGCCUCAACCCUCACUGCUGGCCUUCUAUAAAUUCCAUACUUCCUCCACAACUGUGCCCUUUCCCUCCCAACCCCCAUCUCCAGCUCUCUUUGUCUGACUUCACCAGUUCAUCUCCUACCUUAGGCUAUGAGUGUUAGAGGAACAGCCCAGGUCUCACCAUCAUGCCAGUUCUGAGAAGCAGGGAUCAGAUUUGGGCUGGCCAUGAACAAGGAAAUGCAUUUACGCGCCACCAUCAUGCCUUUCUGCGAGCCCCCCUUGCCUUCACCGCCCCAAGAGCGGCGUAUUUCUCUGAUCCUUUGCCCGGCCGAAAGCUCAUCCUCCCAGCACAGGACCCCCUUCUCUCCAUUCUCCCUCUCCCUGUCCCUCCUCUGCCUUUCUCUGCUGCUCAUCCCAGUCUGCGAAUCCCGGAGAGGGGGGGGCGGGGGUGGCGUAGGCGGCGGAGGCGAAAGAACCGGGGCAGUGAUCAUCCCGCCACACUACCCGCCUGUGAUGGCACUUCCACCACCCUCUUCCAAGCUGUCCCAGGGCCUGAGCAUCGCUGUGGUCCUAAUGGGCAACUCUAGUGAAGUGGCCCUGGCCGAGGGCCGUGAGAAAGAGGACUUCCUAUACAUGCCUCUGCCACCCAACGUGGAGUUGGUCACUAUGAACGAGACAGACCCCAAGAGCAUCAUCACCUGCAUCUGUGACCUGAUGACCAAGCACUGGUUGCAGGGUGUGGUUUUUGGUGAUGACACUGACCAGGAGGCCAUCGCUCAGAUCCUGGAUUUCAUCUCAGCUCAGACACACAUCCCCAUCCUAGGCAUCCGUGGGGGCUCCUCCAUGAUCAUGGCUGACAAGGAUGACCACUCUAUGUUCUUCCAGUUCGGCCCCUCAAUUGAACAACAAGCCUCAGUCAUAUUAAAUAUAAUGGAAGAAUAUGACUGGUACAUAUUUUCCAUUGUCACCACUUACUAUCCUGGCUAUCAGGACUUCAUAAACAAGAUCCGCAGCACCAUUGAAAACAGCUUUGUGGGCUGGGAGCUGGAGGAGGUGCUGCUGCUGGACAUGUCAGUGGACGAUGGUGACUCCAAGAUCCAGAACCAGUUGAAGAAGCUGCAGAGUCCUGUAAUCUUGCUCUAUUGCACUAAGGAGGAGGCUACCACCAUCUUUGAGGUGGCCCACUCGGUGGGCCUUACGGGAUAUGGCUACACCUGGAUCGUCCCCUCACUGGUGGCUGGGGAUGCCGACAAUGUGCCCUCGGUAUUCCCUUCAGGUCUCAUCUCUGUGUCGUAUGAUGAGUGGGAUUAUGGGCUGGAGGCUCGCGUCCGGGAUGCGGUGGCAGUCAUCGCCAUGGCAACCUCCACCAUGAUGCUGGACAGGGGGCCACACACCCUUCUGAAGUCUGAGUGCCAUGGAGCUCCUGACAAGAAAGGAUCCAGCUCAGGAAACCCCAAUGAAGUGCUCAGGUAUCUCAUGAAUGUGACCUUUGAGGGGCGCAACUUGUCCUUCAGUGAGGAUGGGUAUCAGAUGCAUCCCAAACUAGUCAUUAUUCUGUUGGACAAGCGGAGACAGUGGGACAGGGUGGGGAAGUGGGAGAAUGGCUCGUUGACGAUGAAGUACCAUGUGUGGCCCCGCUUUGAGCUUUACUCGGACGCAGAGGAGCACAAGGACGAGCACCUCUCCAUCGUCACACUGGAGGAAGCACCCUUCGUCAUCGUCGAGGAUGUGGACCCGCUCAGCGGCACCUGCAUGAGGAACACAGUGCCGUGCCGGAAGCAGAUCAAAGGCCUCAACGGGACGGGGGAAUCCAGCAUGUACAUUAAACGCUGCUGCAAAGGAUUCUGUAUUGAUAUCUUAAAGAAGAUCGCCAAGUCCGUCAAGUUCACCUAUGACCUCUAUCUUGUCACCAAUGGAAAACAUGGAAAGAAGGUGAACGGUACCUGGAAUGGCAUGGUCGGGGAGGUUGUCAUUAAAAAGGCCCAUAUGGCAGUGGGCUCGCUCACAAUCAACGAGGAGAGGUCAGAGGUCAUCGACUUUUCCGUACCCUUCAUUGAGACGGGCAUUAGUGUCAUGGUCUCCCGCAGCAAUGGCACUGUCUCUCCUUCUGCCUUCCUCGAGCCCUUUAGCGCAGAUGUGUGGGUGAUGAUGUUCGUGAUGCUCCUGAUCGUGUCGGCGGUGGCCGUCUUUGUGUUUGAGUACUUCAGCCCAGUGGGGUACAAUCGCUGUCUCGCAGACGGGAGAGAGCCUGGUGGCCCCUCCUUCACCAUCGGCAAGGCCAUCUGGCUGCUCUGGGGCCUGGUUUUCAACAACUCCGUGCCUGUGCAAAACCCCAAGGGCACCACCAGUAAGAUCAUGGUGUCAGUAUGGGCCUUCUUCGCUGUCAUUUUCUUGGCCAGCUAUACUGCCAAUCUGGCUGCCUUCAUGAUCCAGGAGGAGUAUGUGGACCAAGUCUCUGGGUUGAGCGAUAAAAAGUUCCAGAGACCAAACGACUUCUCUCCACCUUUCCGUUUCGGUACGGUGCCCAAUGGCAGCACAGAAAGAAACAUCAGAAACAACUAUAAGGAGAUGCACAGCUACAUGGUGAAGUUUCACCAGAAGAAUGUGGAGGAGGCACUGCAGAGCUUGAAGUCUGGCAAACUUGAUGCCUUCAUCUAUGAUGCAGCUGUGCUGAACUACAUGGCAGGGCGGGAUGAAGGUUGCAAGCUGGUGACCAUCGGCAGCGGCAAAGUUUUUGCCUCAACGGGCUACGGUAUCGCCAUACAGAAGGAUUCGGGUUGGAAGAGACAGGUUGACCUGGCUAUACUUCAGCUCUUCGGAGAUGGUGAGAUGGAGGAGCUAGAAGCAUUGUGGUUAACCGGCAUUUGCCAUAAUGAGAAGAAUGAGGUGAUGAGCAGCCAGCUGGAUGUUGACAACAUGGCGGGUGUCUUCUACAUGCUGGGGGCAGCGAUGGCACUCUCACUUGUCACCUUCAUCUGUGAGCACCUCUUCUACUGGCAGCUGCGCUUCUGCUUCAUGGGAGUCUGCUCUGGCAAGCCUGGCAUCACCUUCUCCAUCAGCAGGGGUAUCUACAGCUGCAUCCAUGGAGUGCAGAUUGAAGAGACCAAGUCAUCCCUCAACUCCCCUUCAGCCACCAUGAACAACACACACUCCAACAUCCUGAGGCUACUUCGCACCGCCAAGAAUAUGACCUCUGUCUCUGGGGUCAAUGGCUCACCACACAGUGCCCUGGACUUCAUCCGUCGCGAGUCCAGUGUAUAUGACAUCUCUGAACACCGCCGUAGCCUGGCUGGCCAUUCUGACUGCAAGCCACCUUACCUGCCAGAGGACAACAUGUUCAGUGACUACAUUAGUGAGGUGGAGAGGACUUUUGGGAACCUGCACUUGAAGGACAGUAAUUUGUAUCAGGACCACUACCUACACCACCACUCGGGCUCAGGGCCUGGAAUAGGUUUGGGACUGACUGGCCCUCCACCCAACAGACCUCAUAGUCUAGGGAGUGCAAGUUCACUAGAGGGAGGUUUAUAUGACUGCGACAGCAUAGGGGGUGGGGUUGCUCCAAUUUUUACCACACAACCCCGUGCCUCUCUGACACACAGAAACAAUAGUAAAUUUGACCUUAUUGCAGGCCACACUCAGUCCUCUGGCCAAGGGUUCAAGCAAGGUGUGUCUGAUAUCUAUGGAAAGUUUUCCUUCAAAGGUGGGGCAUCAAGCUCUGGCUUUAUUGCGGGACAUGACAGGUACUGUGGGGGAGGGGGAGGAAUAGGUGAGGAUGGCAACAUCCGAUCAGACGUGUCGGACAUUUCUACCCACACUGUCACCUAUGGGAACCUGGAGGGAAAUGCCAAGAGGCGGAAGCAGUACCGUGACAGCCUGAAGAAGAGGCCUGCUUCGGCAAAAUCGAGGCGAGAGCUAGAUGAGAUCGAGCUGGGGUACCGGAGACGUGCCUAUCAUUCAUCUCACCACCAUUACCAUAGCUCCCAGGGGCACCGCUCAACCUCACCUCCGCUGUUGCCCCUGGAGCAAAACUCCCAAAGAGGGGGAGGGGGUCCUGGGGGAAACUCAUAUUUAUUUCGUGACAAAGAGAAUUUGAGAGAUUUCUACUUGGACCAGUUUCGCCCCAAGGAGGGGGUACCACAAUGGGAGCAUGUAGAUUUGACGGAUGUGCCUGGUGGAGGUGGAGGGGGCCGAGUGAGUGGAGGAGUUGGGGGUAACAGUGGUGGAGUUGGUGGUGGAGGAGGUAACUGCACCAGUCUGGUGGCAGUGGAUGAUUUCCUCAAAGGCAAAGCCAAAAAGACAGAUGUUAAAAGUGGGGUAGGGCCAGGAACCAGCACAGCCAUUCCAGGGCAACAAACACAGGCUUGCUGGGAAAAGAAUGUGACUGGGAUUGGAGGUGGGGGGCUGACGGGGGGUGACUGGGAAUGUCGAAACUGCCCUGGGUGUGGCGGAGGGUCCAAGCCAAUGCCUUUGCAUGGUGGUGGUAGUGGAGUGUAUUCAGCAGGGGGAGGCAGUUGCUCUGGGGGUGGAGGAGGUGGGGCGAACAGUUCCGUUUCUGGACGCCCCAGUUCUGCCUGUCUACGGUGUGAGGCAUGCAAGAAAACUGGUAACCUGUAUGACAUCAGCGAGGACAAUAACCCUCUUCUGGAUCAACUGGGGGGUGGAAAGGGGGCAAUAAUGAGUAGUACAGGGGCUGCUCAGACCCAGACACAAGCUCAGCGAAGGAAACCAGGCUUAGGAGGGAAAGUAUUGCGAAGGCAGCAUUCAUACGAUACGUUUGUAGACUUGCAGAAAGAAGAAGCAGGUGGGAUUGGUGGUAUGGGCAUGGGAAUGGGGAGGGGUGGGAUGGGAGGCAUGCUUCCACAGCCAAGAAGUGUGAGCUUGAAAGACAAAGACAGAUUCAUGGAAGGAGUCAGCCCAUAUGCCCACAUGUUUGAGAGGCAUGCGGGAUCUGAGCGAGACAGGGAUCGAGACAGAGACCCGUUGUUUUUUGGAGGGGACAGGGGAAAAGAAGGGUCAUCCUUUGGCUUGUUCCGUGGAGGAGAAGGGGGACUUCAUCGUCGUUCCAUGGGGGAGAGGGACAGCAGAGACAGAGAGAGAGGGAUGAUGGGGGGAGGUGGGAGUGGAGGAGGGAUUGGGACAUACUCCUUGUCCAAAUCGCUUUACCCAGAUAAGGUCAACCAAAAUCCUUUCAUUCCAACCUUUGGUGAUGACCAGUGUCUGUUACAUGGUGCCAAAUCAUACUACAUCAAAAAGCAACAGCAGCAGCAGCAGCAGCAGCUCAUGAAGAAUAAUCGAAAUGAAUUCAGAAGCUCGAUGAGCGUGACUUCCUACUUGCCUACAUCAGCCACAACUGGGGUGAUGUCCAAUGUGGCUCCACGGCUUCCUAAAGAGCUGAGUCUGGGAGGAAUUGGGAGUGGACUGGGAAACCACCACGGAGGCCCAAACAAUAGGGAGGGACUUGGACUGGGGCCAACGCAAAGGCCCUUCAACAGCUCGAGCAACGGGCAUGUGUAUGAGAAGCUGUCUAGCAUUGAGUCUGACGUCUGAAACAAGGAGGUACGCAUGUGGAAAGAGGUACGCAGGCACCGCAGCAAGAACGGAUGGACGAGUGCCGUCUACAGAGUCCUUGCAUCUGCUGAAAAGAGGAAGAGAAUAUAAACCAGGGAACCAGGGGAGAGCAGACCAACUGAAAGACCGGAAAGGCUGCCAAGAUGAGUCUGUGCCAUUUGUGACAGUAAAAAUUAGAAACUGUUGAAAAGUUACAACAUACGUCAACAUGGAAAGGGCUACCUGUGAACAUAUCCCAGCGAACAGAGAGAGUUAAAAGAAAGACAAAAACCAGACAUGACUAAAUAACUGUGGACAUUCUAAAAAUGCCUUUACUCUGCACUUUUUGCAUUUAACUCUCUCAUUCACUCUUCCUCUCUCCCACUGCUGCAAAACGACAAAAUAAACUGUUUCACCUAAACCUGGUUCGCUGUGGAAAUACAAUCAUGACUCAAAAAAGAAAUGCUUAAUUUAAA